Ochotona princeps (American pika) is the source of this 3483-nucleotide messenger RNA. It is a transcript of the gene KANSL1L, whose product is annotated as KAT8 regulatory NSL complex subunit 1 like. The record is from RefSeq and is a predicted model, not a curated record. The transcript has 15 exons. Lineage: Eukaryota; Metazoa; Chordata; Mammalia; Lagomorpha; Ochotonidae. Gene Ontology annotation, molecular function: histone acetyltransferase binding. The coding region runs from base 297 to 3044 and encodes 915 amino acids. Gene Ontology annotation, cellular component: NSL complex.
GGCAAACGUGUUACUAUUGCAGGGUUCCUCAGAGGUCGUACAUUUACGAUUUUUGGAUUUGGGCACACGGCCCAACACUAAAGCCCAGCACGGAGUCGACUAGACAACUCUGAGAAAGCUGUUAAAACUUGCCCUUGGCGCGGCGGGGCCGGCGGUACGGGAUGCCGAGGGCCAUGGCGGGAAGCGAGCUGGCUUUGCCCAGCGCUUUCCUUUUCCUGUCACCGAACUGGAGGAAUAGCAAUGCAGAGGCGGCCAGCCGACCCGCAGGCUUCCAAUAAUUAUCUGCAAGAAUCGCCAUGACCCCAGCUUUGAGGGAGGCAACAGCAAAGGGUAUCUGCUUUUCAUCUUUGCCAAGCGCCAUGGAAUCUGACAAGAUACUAUGCAUGGGAAGUCCAAGAACUGUAGAUGAAAAGCUAAAAGGAGACAGUUUCUCCCACAUGCUAGGAUUUCCCACUUCUGAAGCCACUGUUAAUACUAAUUUUGUAAAUUUCAAACAUUUUGGCUCCCCUCAACCUUCAAAACAUUAUCAAACACUGAUUUUAAUGAGUUCUAAUUCUGCACUAAAUAAAUACAAUGAGAAUUACAAGCAAAGGCCACCGGGAGAGCCCAAUUGCAGUAAGCUGAAAAACAUAUUGUGUAACGGCAGCAACAUUCAGUUAAGUAAAAUCUGUCAUUCUCACUCUGAGGAGUUCGUCAAAAAGGAACCUCUAUCAGAUACCACAAGUCAGUGCAUGAAAGACAUACAAAUUAUUUUGGACUCAAAUAUAACCAAAGAUGCUAAUGUAGAUAAAAUACAACUGCAAAACUGUAAAUGGUACCAAAAGAAUGCACUUUCGGAUAAGCUUAGUGAUAUUGACAUUAAAAAGGGUUUAUUGCAAUGUGCUCAAAAGAAAAUUGGACCUGACCACUCAGCUGUUCCCAUCAGUUCCACAGCUGCUGAAAAAGAGGAGGAAGUGAAUGCUCGUUUACUUCAUUGUGUAAGCAAACAGAAAAUUUUACUUAACCAGGCUAGAAGAACUCAGAAACAUUUACAGAUGCUCCUGGCAAAACAUGUUGUUAAGCACUAUGGUCAGCAAAUGCAAUUUUCAGUGAAACAUCAUUUCCCCAACAUGAAGAUCUUUCAUGAACCUACCACUGUUAUGGAUAGUACUUUUCUUAAAUGCACUGAUGUUAAGCCAGAAGUUAACAAAUUCACUCCAGAGAAUAAAUUGUGGAAUGAUACAAAAAAUGGCUCUGCACAGUGUACAGCUGCAGAAAUCCAAAGAUUUGCGCUGUCUGCUACAGGGUUGUUGUCGCAUGUUGAAGAGGGACUGGAUUCUGAUGCUACUGAUAGCAGCUCUGAUGACGAUUUGGAUGAAUAUACCAUUAGAAAAAAUGUGGCAGUUCACUGUAGUCCCGAAUGGAAGUGGCUUGUGGACAGAGCAAGAGUUGGCAGCCGAUGGACUUGGCUUCAAGCUCAGAUUUCAGAGCUAGAAUACAAAAUCCAACAACUAACAGACAUUCACAGGCAGAUUCGUGCCUCCAAGGGGAUAGUGAUUCUAGAAGAAUGUCAAGUUCCAAAAGACAAUUUGAAAACACAAAUGCACUUUUCUGAUCAAGCAGCUUCAUUGAGCACUACAGGGAAUCCUCAGAUGCUGCAGGAAAGUCAAGAUCCUUUACCAGAACAGGACUUUGAGAUGUCUCCAAGCAGUCCUACGUUACUUCUUCGAAACAUAGAAAAGCAGAGUGCACAGUUGACUGAGAUCAUCAACAGUUUGAUCGCCCCUCUCAACUUGUCCCCAACUUCAUCACCCCUCUCCUCCAAAUCCUGUAGCCAUAAAUACCUGGCUAAUGGCAUUUCCAAGAGUGCUUCAGAGAACUUAAAUGAGCUGUCUUCUUCCAGUAGCUGGUUACUUAACCAGAGGCACAAUAAGAAAAGGAGAAAAGACAGGACGAGAUUGAAAUCUCCAUCUUUGACUAUCAUGAAUACAGCAGCCCGAACAAGGCCACUUCAAAGUUUCCACAAGCGGAAACUCUACAGAAUGAGUCCGACUUUUUACUGGACUCCACAGAAUGUGCAUUCAAAAGAAGCCACACUUUUAAAUUCUAUGCAGAUGUCUUCCUGUCUACAGUCAGCUUCAGCUUGGAGUACUUGUGAACAUAAUUCAGAAUCUCAGAUAUUAAGAGAACACGUGUCUGAAUUAGAUCCUGCUUUCCAUUCUGUCCUAUCACUGCCAUCAGAUGUGCCUCUUCAUUUUCACUUUGAAACAUUAUUUAAAAACACUGAAAUAAAAGGAGAUCUUGAUGAAAAUAAAUUUGUAGGCGAGUGUAUCAUAGCUCCAUCAGCUGUACAUAGUAGUCUGCAUCAAUGGAGAAACGGAUAUUCACCUACAUGUAAACCUCAAAUAAUGUCGGACUCUUCUACACAGCCGUUACAGGGAAGGAAAAAAAGACAUUUGAGUGAAACAGCUUUAGGACAAGGAACUAGAUAUGAAGAAUUUGUUUUUCAACACACAGAACCAGGAUCUCACAACAAUCUUUCUGCUGUGUCUAAUGCCAACAUUACAUCAAGAACCCCAAAUUCAUCGUCUCAAAAUGCUGCCAGAAGGAGACUAAGAAGUGAAAGCUCUUACGACAUAGAUAACAUUGUGAUUCCCAUGUCAUUAGUAGCCCCAGCUAAGUUAGAGAAACUCCAGUACAAGGAAAUACUUACUCCAAGUUGGAGGAUUGUUGCUCUUCAGCCUUUGGAUGAAUGUAAUUUAGGUGAAGAGAUAGAAGAUCUUUCUGAUGAAGUUUUCUCCCUGAGACACAAAAAAUAUGAAGAAAGAGAGCAAGCCAGGUGGUCCCUCUGGGAACAAAGCAAGUGGCACAGAAGAAAUAGCAGAGCUUACAGUAAACACGUUGAAGGACAGGACUUGCUUUUGAAAGAGUACCCGGAUGACCUCAGUAGUGGCCAACCAUGUGCUGCAGAAGGUACUCCCGAGUUUCCUCCAGAGAAUCAUGAUCUAUGUGCACAUGGCUCACCUUCUUUCAAAGAAAGCCAAGAAAUCAAGAUUGAGAAGUAAAAUUUUUCAAAGAACUUCCCUUCAAUAUUGGACACUGAAGAGUGUACAUUAAAGAAAAUGCCUUUUGAAGGUAUUAUACCUCUUGUUUUCUAUGUGAAAGUUGACAAUUUAUAUGAAUUAUUUUUUGUCAUGUAACAAGGUUACUCAGCGUGAGUGCUUGUGUAACUGAACACUGUGCCCAUGGGUCCUAGUCUGUUGGAUCCGACACUCAGCUAUUAUUAGGGAUUAGAAGUUACACUGUUCCCUUCAAAGGGUAAAAAUAUUCAAAUUAAAUACUGACAAACUUUUGCUUGUAGUUUUACUAUGCAUUUAUUUUUAAAGAAAAAGAAAACAAAAGCCAGACAAACACAAGUUGUCAAGGCAAAUACACUCAAAUCUUUGUCACAUCUCAUAUAUUAUAAGCUUUAUUGUAAGUUUUUUAAUUAAAGUUCUUUCUAUA